Molecule: messenger RNA, 1051 nt
Organism: Colossoma macropomum (tambaqui)
Lineage: Eukaryota; Metazoa; Chordata; Actinopteri; Characiformes; Serrasalmidae
Gene: vma22
Product: coiled-coil domain containing 115
Exons: 5
Coding region: 203-832 (209 amino acids)
Biological process (GO): vacuolar proton-transporting V-type ATPase complex assembly
Cellular component (GO): extrinsic component of endoplasmic reticulum membrane
Source: RefSeq, a predicted model, not a curated record
CUUGCAGUCAUAUGACCUGUUAUGGCGGUGGCGAGUGGAAAUAGGCGUUUAUAGGUUACAUCUCGCUCUAAAACAGUAACGACUCACUCUGAGUGUUAAAAAACAAUCAUAAUAGUUUUAUUAUACUACACGAAGCUCUCUGCCGCAGUCUGGAGCGUAAAGCUCAGGUUUCUGUUCAGAACUGCGAGUCGAAGCUGUGGAAAUGGGUCUGGAUCCUGUCUCUGUGAAUAUAGAUCAGCAGCUACUUCAUUUUAUGGAUCAGCUCGAGAUUCUGGAGGAGAAAAGACAAAAACUAAACUCACUCAUAGAAGAGGGAUGGUUUAACAUAUCCAAGGCACGUUACUCAAUGGGGAACAAGCAGGUCUCGUCUCUACAGUAUGCAAACGAGAUGGAACCGCUCGUCUGUGUUCAUUCCAGCCUUUCAGAAAAGGGUGAUGUGGAGUUUAAGUGUGAACAAACAGAGCUCAAACCGGAAGACCUGAAAGCGAGUGGAACAGUAGAGAACAUAGGACCAACGGAGGGAGGCCUUAGGAGGAGAAUGAAUGUCAAACAGAAAGAAACUAAGGAAGAGGACACUUCCAAGGGGCAAUGUGAAACACAACCUCAGGGUAGUGUAAAGAGUGAGAAAUCCCUCAGUCAGCAUCAAGAUCCACUGAAAUGGUUUGGAAUUCUUGUGCCACAGAAUCUUAAGCAAGCUCAGGCUGCUUUUAAAGAAGUCAUCACUCUGUCAGCAGAGAUUGCAACCCUGCAGAGUGCGAUUCUGGCCACCAGAAUGGAGAUGCAGGCUCAGAUAAAAGAGAAACACAAGAUUUGCCAAGAACUGAUGGAAUAAUAGAUGACAUAAUUAUUGUACCUUUUUUCCUUUAUUGGAUAAAUUAUUUAUUUCUAUGAUUUUCUACCAGUCCCUUUUAUGCACCAAAAUUAGACUGUAAAUCUGGAAUAAACAAUGAUGUAUAAAUCUCUUUUGAAAUCAAGUAGUAAAAUAUUGUUCUGUUAUCAGUUACAUAGGGUAUUUGUGGUUUAUGUAUUCCUAAUAAACAGUAUAAUUUAG